AUUUACCAGACUAAAAUUGGAAAAUAUAACAGUUGGAAAGUUCUGUCUGUGAAAAAGUAAAGAAUGAACAACAAUAAUUGGUGCUGCCGAGUGCUCAUCGGUCUUGGGAGUCCCUCCCCAGAUUUUGAGCUUAAAGGAUCUCCAGUGAGCUUAGAGGUGUCUAUAAUGAUUAGACAACGACCCCUAAUCGAUAAAGCCCUAUGCUCAAUGUUCAAUUUAAAAGCAUCCACGGAGUUCCUUUCUUUCCUAGUCUGGGGCUAUCACUGUGCUAUUCAUCACACUCAUGGAGCCAGUUCUGCUGACUUAUAUAAAUUUAAUGACCAAUAUGGUCACAGCCUUCAAAAAGAAGAAAAGAAAAAAUAUAUAAAACUCUAAAACAGUUAUCAAGCACUUUGAGUCAAUCAAAACAUAGCAACUUGUAUAAUUUGUUUAUAAAUUUGUUAAAACCCUUAUAUGAAUAGCUACUAAGUAUUUUUGUAUAGUAAAACUAUAUAAAACAUGUUUAAUCCAUUA
Molecule: messenger RNA, 513 nt
Organism: Cimex lectularius (bed bug)
Lineage: Eukaryota; Metazoa; Arthropoda; Insecta; Hemiptera; Cimicidae
Exons: 2
Coding region: 64-375 (103 amino acids)
Source: RefSeq, a predicted model, not a curated record